AUCGAUUUGCCAGGCCUGACUGUCUGCUUGCGAGUUGCCAACCAUCAUCGGACAAAUAGAUGCUUAAUUGUUUAUUUGCCUGAAAAUGAGCAAUAUUUACAUCCAAGAGCCGCCAACAUCGGGCAAAGUACUGUUGAAAACGACUGUGGGCGACAUCGAUAUCGAAUUAUGGGCGAGAGAGUGCCCAAAGGCGUGUCGCAACUUUGUCCAGCUCUGCCUGGAGGGCUACUACAAUGGAACCACAUUUCACCGGCUAGUGAAAGGAUUCAUUGUCCAGGGUGGAGAUCCAAAUGGUGAUGGCACUGGCGGUGAAUCGAUCUACGGCCACCCGUUCAAGGAUGAAUUUCAUUCACGAUUGCGCUACUCGCGCCGCGGUUUGGUUGGCAUGGCGAACUCUGGCAAGGAUGACAACGCAUCGCAAUUUUUCUUCACGUUUGCGGCAACGCCCGAAUUGGAAAACAAAAAUACGCUCUUUGGCAAGGUCACCGGCGAUACAGUUUUCAAUAUGCUCAAAUUGGAGGAGAGCAUCGUGGAUUACCAGGAGCGGCCCAUGUAUGCGCAUCGCAUCAUUUCUGCUGAGGUGCUCACGAAUCCCUACAAUGAUAUUGUGCCGCGAUCCCUGCCCAAACCAGUCUCCAAAACAAAAAAGAGCAAAAAGGAAAAGCAAGGCGUCAAAAACUUUGGAUUGCUUUCCUUUGGAGAAGAGGCCGAGGGAGACGAACAGGAAACUAGCAUAUUUGUCAAACAGAAUGCUGGUAAAGCAAAAUCCUUGCAUGAUGCAACCGAUGACCCAAAGCUAAGUAAGGAACCCAUCAAGGUGCCCAAAACAGAACGAGCUCCGAGCGAGGAGCAUUUAUCGGAUGACUGCAAAGAGUUUGUCGCCAGAUCGACAAACAAAUGUUCUGAUCUCGUUAAAAGUAAACUGGCCAAAGCAACAACAAAACUGUCCAAGCGUGCAGAGAUAAAAAUUGAAUCAGAGGACAAUGAUGAUGAUGAAGGUGAUGUUCUGAUGACUCGGGAGCAAGAGCAAAGUUUGCAAAGGUCCAAAGAAAAGUCAAAGAUACGGGAUGAAAUCGAAUCUCUGAAGCGUCAAUAUCAAAUGGAUAAAGUCACCAAGGAAAAACAACUAACACAAGAGACCGAAAAAAGCUCCAAGACGGAUGACAUAAAGGGAGCCAGUGAAAAUCAUUACAUUAAUGAUUUCAUUCAAGAAAAACAAAAGUAUACUGCAAAGACAAAGUCUAAUCUUAAGGGACAAGGAAGAGAGGAGUUUACAUUGAAUUUGUUGUCCAAGUUCAAAUCUAAAUUGGGUAAUCUCAAAUAUAAAUCAAGCUCUGACGAUGUCGAGGCGGAAUCCAAACAGUUGGACGAGAGUACGGUGGAAAAGGAAAUCACUGGCGAUGACUGGUUGGCGCACACUCUCAACUUUAACAGCAAUGUGCCGGUUUUAGCCAAGGAUGCGUCCACCAAGAGCGAUGACUGGUAUGAUGUCUACGAUCCGCGUAAUCCACUUAAUAAACGCAAGCGGGGCACCGCUGAACACAGUAAAUCCAAAUCAUCAAAAUCUGCUAGGCGAAAUUAUUGAUUUAAUAAAGUUCAUUUAAUUGUUUGCUAGCUAAA
Messenger RNA from Drosophila grimshawi, 1620 nucleotides. Its product is annotated as spliceosome-associated protein CWC27 homolog. Lineage: Eukaryota; Metazoa; Arthropoda; Insecta; Diptera; Drosophilidae. Bases 86 to 1585 code for a protein of 499 amino acids. The transcript is spliced from 4 exons. Gene Ontology annotation, cellular component: catalytic step 2 spliceosome. The record is from RefSeq and is a predicted model, not a curated record. Gene Ontology annotation, molecular function: peptidyl-prolyl cis-trans isomerase activity. Gene Ontology annotation, biological process: protein peptidyl-prolyl isomerization; protein folding.